Closterium sp. NIES-67 is the source of this 5580-nucleotide messenger RNA. The record is from the annotation of a GenBank genome assembly. Lineage: Eukaryota; Viridiplantae; Streptophyta; Zygnematophyceae; Desmidiales; Closteriaceae.
AGUCUGAUCUUGUUCGCCAUCGCCGCCACAGCGCACAGCAUCGCGUCUGCCCCGCCUCGAAUUCGACCACCCGUUGGCUUCUCGUGAGAGCCCUGUCGUCUCGCCGCUCCCGCCGGGCUGGGAGGCGAGAAGUGGAGAGGCCUGGGGAGGAGUGCGGGGUUGGCGUGGGAGGCGGGGUGGCGCGAUGAAGAAGGCGCAGGAGAAGAAGGCGAAGCGCCACAUCUACAGCACGGGCGCCGCUGGCUGCGGAGGCAAGGCCGCGCCCACCAACGCCAAGAACACCGGGCAGCCGCUGCCGUGUCCGUUGUGCGAGCGCGUGUUCAAGCAGGACGGCCGCCUCAAGGACCACAUUAAGAGCCAGCACAGCCAAGCCGACGCUGACGCCGCCGCUGCCCCCGGAAAUGCUGCCACGGACAGACCCAGCGGCGGGGAGACGACAGGCGGUGGUAGCGGGCAGGGGGUAGGGGGAGGGGACGGGGAGAAGGGCGGGGGUGUGUAUUACGUGAAGACGCCCAAGGUGCUGCUGAACGAGUGGUGCCAGAAGAACAAACGACCCACGCCCAAAUACAAACACGUGGAGGCGCCAGGCGGGGGCUUCCAUGCGCGCGUGAUCAUGCCUGACGCGCGCGACCCCGCGCAGGACAGCAUCCUGUGGUGGCGCGGCACCCCCGCCGCGCCGUCGUCGCUGGACGCGCACAACCGCGCCGCCACCAUGGCGCUGCACCACGUCAUGGGGUCCACGCGGCUGGACCGCGUGCUGGGAGAGGCGUUCCGGCAGCAGUGGAAGGAGCUGGACCGAGAGGCGGACGACAGGCGGGAGCGGGAUAGGCGCCACGCGGAGGACAGGCAGAGGCGGGAGGAGCGCGAAAGAGCACAGCAGCAGCGGCAGCCGCAGCGAGCGAAUGUGUUCUUGAGUGACGAUAAGAGGCACCUCGUGCAUGCUCUGCUGUCCACCACCCCACCACCACCACCUCUCUCUGCCCUGCCUGCGCCGUUUGCCCCCACUGCUGCUACCACUCCCCAAGGCGGUCUGCCCCACGGCACGGCACAUGCAGCUGAUGCGUCUGCACCGCCACAGGCAGCACCACAAGGGGCAGCAGCAGCAGGCAGUAGUGGCAGUGGCAGUGCGAGCAGCCACCAGGCAGUGGCGCAUCAGCUGCUGGCAGCUGGCUUCCCGCUGGACUGGACACAGCAGGCCACCGCGCACUGCUCUGACUACGUGGCAGCGCGUGACUGGCUCAUCCUGCACAUGCCAGAGCACCUGCUCCCCGCACAGUUCGCCGCCUCCUCGUCCGCCGCUGCCGUGGCCGUGCUGCACGCCGCUGCCCCCUCCGCCCUGCCCUCGUCCUCCGCCCUGCACCUGGACCAGUGGCAGCCCAGCAUCUCCCCCCCCCUGCGCUGGCUCAUGGCGUGCGGCUACGACGGCCCCUCCGCCCUGCACGCGCUCUCCCUCACCGCCCAUGGGGGCGCUGAUGACCAGGUGGCGGCGCUGGCGUGGCUGCAGAAGCAAUUCCCCGUGGACGUGCAUGGCACAGAGGGCCCCGGGGGAGGGGAGGGCCAGGGGGAUGGGGAGUGGGGAGGCGGGGAGCAGCAGGGGGAGGGGGAGGUGGAGGAGGCGAGGGAGGAGGAGCGCAUGGUGCUGGAGGCCAUCUAUGGGCCGGACCUUACCGUGCGGCACGUGCAGGGGGCGCAUGGCAUGGCAGUAGUCAUGUCGGUGCGGAUCAAGCAGGAGGCGGGUGAUGGCCAUGAUGGGGAUGGCCAGGGCAGAGGGGAGGACAGCUCCCGCCCACGUGCUGCUGCGCUUCAUCUCGAGGUCAUUAUUCCCGUCACCAGCUCCUACCCCUUCUCCCUCCCCCUCCUCGCCUUCCGCCUCUCCUCCCCCACGCCCAUCCCCCUUCCCCCCUCGCUGCCACUGUCUCUGCGUGUGUGGUCCGCCUCGGCCCUCCACUACGCGUGCCACAGCCUGCCCCCUGGCAUGGGCGUGGUGCACUCCCUCGCCACGUGGGCCGCCGACCACGCCCUCCCCACCUUCCUCGCGCUGCUCGCCCCACGCCCUGCCUCGUCCGGCCCCUCGCCCCCAUCCAUGGCGCUCCCCCACCUCGCUGCCCUCUCCCUCGCCCCCUCCUCCUCCGCGUCCGCCUCGGCCCCCCUCCCAGCACCAGCAGUGCCAGCACCAGCACUCGCCACUGCUGCCAAUCCCACUGCUGUUGCUGCUGCUGUUGUUGGCAGUGGUGGCAGCGAGGUGCGGGCAGCAGGGGACGAUGCGUGGUGGCAGCAGGGCGCAGCGGGCGGCAAGGCAGGCAGGGGAGGGCGGCGGGCAAUGGGAGACGGCGAGGCGAGGGAGGAUUGGGAGCGUCUUAAGCGGCGGUGGGAGGAGAUGCAGGGGAGCAGGCAGCACGCAGGCAUGUUGCACACGCGAAGGGGCCUGCCUGUGGCGUCGUCGAGGGCGCAGGUGCUGGCAGCGCUGCAGCAGUCGUGGGUGGUGGUGGUCAGCGGCGCCACUGGCAGCGGCAAGAGCACGCAGGUGCCCCAGUACAUCCUGGAGGGCGCCCUGGAGCAGCCGGCCCCCACCUCGCCCUCUUCACCCGUGCCGUGCUGCUCCGUGGUGAUCACGCAGCCGCGCAGGAUAUCAGCAGUGGGGCUCGCGCACAGGGUGGCACAGGAGAGGGCAGAGACCGUCGGCGACACUGUGGGGUACGCCAUCCGCAUGGAGGCGCGCCGCUCACUGCGCACACGCCUGCUGUUCUGCACCACGGGGCUGCUGCUGCGGCGCCUGCUGGGCGACCCCCUGCUGGCGGGCGUGUCGCACGUGGUGGUGGACGAGGUGCACGAGCGCUCCCUUGACAGCGACCUGCUGCUGCUGCUGCUCAGAUUCGCUCUGCUGCAGAGGAACGUUGCACCGCAGCCACCCGGCCAGGAGAAAUUACCACUGCUGCGCAUUGUGCUCAUGUCCGCCACGGCCGACGCCCACUCCUUUGCCGACUACUUCCACCGCCUCCUCCUCUCCCACUCCCACCACUUCCCCCCCUCCCUCCUCUCGCCUCUCCAGCCCACCUCCUCCACCCCCUCCCCGCCCCUCUCUUCGCUCCUCGCCUCCCGCCUGCCGCGCCCAGCGCUGAUCUCUGUGCCGGGGCGCACGCACCCGGUGCGGCAGCUGUUCCUGGAAGACGCGCUGGCGCUCACCAACACCGCCAUUGGUCGCAACUCCAAGUACGCACGCAAGGGCGGCAGCAAGGGGGGCGUGGGGGGUACGGCGAGUGGGCAGGGCAUGGGGAAGGAGGCUGGGCGGGGAGUGGACGGGGGUGAGGGUGGAGAGGGGGAGAAGGCGCGGGAUAUGGACGGGGGUCAGGACGAGGAGGAGGAGGCAGGAGGGUGGGAGGCACUGGCAGACGAUGCAAGUGAUGGGAUCGGUAGCAGCAAUGGCAGCACCAGUAAACUGCUCAGUGCCAGCACUCUUGGAAUAGCACAGCAGAGCGUGGGAGCGCGUGGUGAGCCAGCGGGUGGGGGGGGAGGGGGGGCAGGAGGGGAUGGGCGAUACAGUGAGGCGGUGCUGCGGUCACUGGCAGUGGUGGAUGAGAGUGUGAUCAACUACGAGCUGGUGGAGGCGCUCAUUGCUGCCAUCAUGCGCGCCAACACCCCACAAGGUCACCACCACCACCAGCAACUUCUGCCCGCGCCGUCAGCAGCCUCCAGUGACAGCAGCAGCACCUUCAGCUGCGAUAGCAGCAGCAGCAGUGGCAGCAGCAGUGUGAGCUCGUUGUUGCUGGUGCCUGAGCCAGCAGAGGGCGGGGCGGGGGCAUCAGCGGGGGCGGUGAAGGCGCGGGGCGUCCUGGUGUUCCUUCCUGGCAUGGCGGAGAUCAAGCACAUGCAGCGCCACCUGGAGGGCAGCCGCCUGCUGCAGCAGGCGGUGGGGGGAGGGGGGGCGCGAGGGCGCGGUGGCAUGGUGGUGGUGCCGCUGCAUGGGUCGCUGGCACAGAAGGAGCAGCAGCGCGUGUUUGCACCGGUGCCUGAGGGCACUUGGAAGGUGGUGCUGUCCACCAACGUGGCUGAGACCAGCGUCACCAUCGACGACGUCGUGUGGGUGGUGGACAGUGGGCGGCAGCGGGAGGUGGUGCAUGACGUGGUGCGCGGCAUGGACGUCAUGGGCGACGCAUGGGUGUCGCACGCAGCAGCAGCGCAGCGCGCCGGCAGAGCAGGCCGCGUGCAGCCGGGGUGCUGCAUCCGCCUGUACUCGCGCUCCCUCUUCCACUCCCUGCCGCCGCACACGCCCCCAGAGAUGCUCCGUGUCUCACUCGAUUCGCUCUGCCUGCAGGUGAAGGCCAUGCUGCCAACUAUGCCAGUGGCUCAGUGCCUCUCCCUCGCCCUCACGCCGCCCCCUCCCUCCGCCAUCUCCUCCUCGCUCUCGUCCCUCGUGUCCCUGUCCGCGCUGCACAUGCCGUCGGAGGCCUUGUCCCCCCUCGGAGCGCACCUGGCGCGCCUGCCUUUGGACGUGCACGUGGGCAAGAUGCUGCUCUUCUCCGUGCUGCUGCGCUGCCUCGAUCCCGCCCUCUCCAUCGCUGCAGCAGCCGCGCACGCUCGCCCGCUCUUCCUCGCCUCGCCUGUGCACAGGGACGUGUCCUCGCAGGCCAAGGCACGGUUUGCCGGUGCCACUCGCAGCGACCAUGUCGCCGUGGCAGUGGCGUACCAGGGAUGGGCAGACGCCAGGGGUGGAGGGAGGGGUGGAGAAUGGGCGUACUGUGAGGCGAAUGGGUUGUCACGUGACACCCUGGUGGCCAUGGAGGGGCUCAGGCGAGACUUUGUGCUGUCGCUGGCGUCGCUAGGCUUCCUGCCUGCAAGCUAUGUGUCUGCGUGGAUGGACAAGGACAAGGGCACGAGGCACGCGCAUGUGGAGGGCGCAGGAGGCAGGGGUGGGGAGGGACAGCGAUGGAAUGUGUUCAACGAGAAUUCGCAGUCAUGGCGUGUGGUGAAAGGUGUCAUCUGUGCUGGCUUCUACCCCAACGUGGUGCGCGUGCAGAGGCCGGAGAAGCGGUUUGUGAAGACAGAGCAUGGGGCAGUGGAGCGGGAUGCGGCGGCACGGGCAGUGCGCUUCUACACCCGAGCAGAUGGCCGGGUGUUCUUGCAUCCAGGCAGUGUGAACUUCUCUCAGGGCACGUUUGAAAGCCCGUGGCUGGUGUUCAGUGAGAAGAUUCAGACGAGCAAGAUCUUCAUUCGAGAGUGCUCCAUGGCUCCAGCCUUUGCCUUGCUGUUGCUGGGUGGGCUGCUCAACGUCAAUGCAGAGAGGCGGCUCGUGGCUGUGGACAACUGGAUUCAAUUCGAGGCACCUGGCCGAAUUGGAAUACUGGUGCGAGAGAUGCGCAGUAGAGUUGAUGAGGUGUUGAGGGAUAAGAUGGCUAGACCAGACAUGGAUCUUGGCAGUCAUCCUGUGCUGGAGGGCAUGGCUGAACUACUAUCUUCAGAGGGGUUCUGAAGUUAGCAAGUAUAUGGAGGUAGGGGUGUAUACAAAUAAAUACCUGUUCUAUUUCUAAACAAUUUCAGGUUCAUACCAGUGCUUAUUUCGUUAGCACCAACUAAUCAGUGCUU